This is a messenger RNA of Artibeus jamaicensis (Jamaican fruit-eating bat), 2465 nucleotides long. Its product is annotated as protocadherin alpha-8-like. Gene Ontology annotation, cellular component: plasma membrane. The record is from RefSeq and is a predicted model, not a curated record. Gene Ontology annotation, molecular function: calcium ion binding. NCBI's taxonomy places the organism in Eukaryota, Metazoa, Chordata, Mammalia, Chiroptera, Phyllostomidae. Gene Ontology annotation, biological process: homophilic cell-cell adhesion.
AUGGUGUUUUCUUGGCGAGGAGGCCCGGAAGCCCGGUGUCUGCUGCUCUCGCUUCUGGUCCUGGCCGCCAGGAAGACUGGGAGCAACCAAGUGCACUACUCCAUCCCCGAGGAGGCCAAACACGGCACCUUCGUGGGCCGCAUCGCGCAGGACCUGGGGCUGGAGCUGGCGGAGCUGGUGCCCCGCCUGUUCCGCGUGGCGUCCAAAAGCCGGGGGGACCUGCUGGAGGUAAAUCUGCAGAAUGGCAUUUUGUUUGUGAAUUCUCGGAUCGACCGCGAGGAGCUGUGCGGGCGGAGCGCGGAGUGCAGCCUGCACCUGGAGGUGGUGGUGGAGCGGCCGCUGCAGGUUUUCCACGUGGUGGUGGAGGUGAAGGACAUUAACGACAACCCUCCCGUGUUCCUGGUAAAGGAGCAAAAGCUAUUUGUUUCAGAAUCAAGAUUGCCAGAUUCUCGGUUUCCGCUAGAGGGUGCUUUGGAUGCAGAUAUUGGAGCUAACUCCGUUUUAACCUAUAAGCUUAGCUAUAGCGAUUACUUCAUGCUAGAGGUGAAUUCGAAGAGUGACGAGAAUAAGCAAGUUGAGCUCAUUUUAAGGAAACCUUUGGACCGAGAGGAAACUCCCGAACAUAAUUUACUGCUCCUGGCCACGGACGGAGGCAAACCGGAGCUCACUGGCUCCCUUCAGGUUCUGGUCACUGUGCUGGACGUGAACGACAACGCUCCCAGUUUCCAACAGUCUGAAUACGAAGCAAGAAUAUUCGAAAACUCACAGAACGGAACAGUAGUCAUCAGACUGAAUGCUUCUGAUCCUGACGAAGGAUCUAAUCAGGAGAUUUUUUAUUCUUUUAAUAGCCUUGUUCCACCCAUGGUUAUUGACCAGUUUAGCAUAGAUUCGAAUACUGGAGAAAUAACAAUUCGAAAGAAUCUGGAUUUUGAAAAAGUGAAUUCCUAUAAAUUCCGCAUUGACGCCACGGACAGGGGCCACCCACCGAUGGUGGGUCAUUGUACAGUUUUGGUAAAAGUCUUAGAUGUUAAUGACAACGUUCCUCAGAUUUCCCUGACUUCCUUAUCCCUUCCAGUGAGGGAGGACGCCCCACUCGGUACUGUGAUCGCCCUAAUCAGCGUGUCGGACCGUGACUCUGGCGCCAAUGGGCAGGUGACCUGCUCCCUGACACCGCACGUUCCCUUCAAGCUGGUGUCCACCUUCAAGAAUUACUAUUCACUGGUGCUGGACAGCGCCCUGGACCGCGAGAGCGUGUCGGACUAUGCAGUUGUGGUGACCGCUCGGGACGGGGGCUCCCCUUCACUGUCGGCCACAGCCAGCGUGUCCGUGGAGGUGGCCGACGUGAACGACAACGCGCCCACGUUCGUGCAGCCCGAGUACACGGUGUUCGUCAAGGAGAACAACCCACCCGGCUGCCACAUCUUCACGGUGUCCGCGCGGGACUUGGACGCGCAGGAGAACGCGCUGGUGUCCUACUCGCUGGUGGAGAGGCGGGUGGGCGAGCGUGCGCUGUCGAGCUACGUGUCCGUGCACGCGGAGAGCGGCAAGGUGUUCGCGCUGCAGCCUCUGGACCACGAGGAGCUGGAGCUGCUGCAGUUGCAGGUGAGCGCGCGCGACGCGGGCGUGCCGCCUCUGGGCAGCAACGUGACACUGCAGGUGUUCGUGCUGGACGAGAACGACCACGCGCCCGCGCUGCUGCCUCCCGGGGCGGGCCGGUGGCGGGGGGGCGGCGCUGUGAGCCAGCUGGUGUCUCGGUCUGUGGGCGCGGGCCACGUGGUGGCGAAGGUGCGCGCGGUGGACGCGGACUCUGGCUACAACGCGUGGCUGUCUUAUGAGCUGCAGGCGGCGGCGGGUGGUGCGCGCAGCCCAUUCCGCGUGGGGCUGUACACGGGCGAGAUCAGCACGACGCGUGUCCUGGACGAGGCGGACGAACCUCGCCAGCGCCUGUUGGUGCUGGUGAAGGACCACGGGGAGCCUGCGCAGGUGGCCACGGCCACUGUGCUGCUGUCUCUGGUGGACAGCAGCCAGGCCCCGAAGACCUCAUCGCGUGUGUCUUCCAGCGCCGGGAGCUCAGAGACCGCCCUGGUGGACGUGAACGUGUACCUGAUCGUCGCCAUCUGCGCAGUGUCCAGCCUGUUGGUGCUGACGGUGCUGCUGUACACGGCGCUGCGGUGCUCGGCCCCGCCCAGCGAGGGCGCGUGCGCGCAGGGGAAGCGGGUGCUGGUGUGCUCGAGCGCAGUGGGGAGCUGGUCGUACUCGCAGCAGAGGAGGCAGAGGGUGUGCUCUGGGGAGGGGCCGCCCAAGACGGACCUCAUGGCCUUCAGCCCCAGCCUACCUCCGGGUCCUCCCGGAUCGGUAGUUGCAACGGGAGAUCCAGAAGCUUCUUUUGACUCCUCUGGGAAGCCACAAGGAGCUCUACUUUGGGGUGGAUCUGGCCAGCGGUAGCUUGGUUGUCCUAGAGCCGG